AUGAUCCCAACCCGGAGGAUGUUGCAUGGCCAGUAUCCAGUGGGUGUCGGCGAUGAUCUUGUCGACUCCAUCAGCUGUGGGCUGAGCCGCAGUGGCAUAUAUCUCUCGCAUGCAGAAAUUCAGCAGAACGUGGUAGAGUUAGAGACUUACUGGGAAGGAUACGAUGGAAGCGAUGAAAACCUUCUGAUGACCAGACUGAAAAACAAGCUGGCUAAAGAUAAGGAGUUGGGUGGGACUCAAGGGCUGUAUCGCAGCCGGCGUCAGUUCUAUGUAUUCUGCCACGCCGCACGUCACAAUCGGUCGGUCGAUCUCGCGAAGGCGCUGUUGAGGUUUUUGGAGAGGAACUCGGAAGAUAUCCACGAUGAGGAAAAGGACAUCCUGGUGACAGAAUGGUGCCAUGGAUUACUGCAACUUAGGAGCCUUGUGGAUAACGACAAGUGGCACAGAGUUCUGCAGAAAGUCGCAAGGUGUGGUCCGCCGAUGUUCGAAGAGUUGCGAAUGCCCGGUGAACGUCGAUCGUUGGUAGAGGACUUGACCGGAUUGUUGCCAGACAGAAUCUUCAGUGACCAUGGAAGGGGCCGGCACCAACUCCAGCACUACGACUUCUCGGUGCAAAGACUGUCGGUACCUGCGCGGAGGCCGAGUCUCGUCGAUUUGCCACGAUAUGCCUGCACUGGGCACAACUCUCCGCUCUUGAGCCCAAUGCAUAGUGCAUUGGAUGUCCUUCAAGAGCAACAGCAGAGACAGCAAUGUGAAAUUCGGAGACUUGAACGAAGCAUCGACCAUCUGAGACAUCCUUGGUGA
Didymella exigua CBS 183.55 is the source of this 804-nucleotide messenger RNA. RefSeq lists its product as uncharacterized. The record is from RefSeq and is a predicted model, not a curated record. Bases 1 to 804 code for a protein of 267 amino acids. The transcript has a single exon. NCBI's taxonomy places the organism in Eukaryota, Fungi, Ascomycota, Dothideomycetes, Pleosporales, Didymellaceae.